This is a messenger RNA of Setaria italica (foxtail millet), 875 nucleotides long. RefSeq names its product ubiquitin-conjugating enzyme E2 2. The coding region runs from base 174 to 632 and encodes 152 amino acids. The record is from RefSeq and is a predicted model, not a curated record. The transcript is spliced from 6 exons. NCBI's taxonomy places the organism in Eukaryota, Viridiplantae, Streptophyta, Magnoliopsida, Poales, Poaceae.
ACCACUUCGUCGAUCUGCACAAUCCGUUCAUCGGACAUCUACAUCGGCACAUCGCCCUCUCCGCGAGCUCACGCGUUCCGGGGCUCCUCCUACCUCCUCUCACGAGUGUGGACUGGGGAUCCAUCCAUCUGCCGGACCUGGAUUGAUUUCUUCUUUCCCUGAGACAUCCGAGGAUGUCGACUCCCGCGAGGAAGCGGUUGAUGAGGGAUUUCAAGCGGCUGAUGCAGGACCCUCCGGCCGGCAUAAGUGGCGCCCCGCAGGAUAGCAACAUACUGCUAUGGAAUGCUGUGAUCUUUGGCCCUGACGAUACUCCAUGGGAUGGAGGUACGUUCAAGCUGACUCUCCAGUUUACUGAAGAAUAUCCAAACAAGCCACCAACUGUGCGAUUUGUUUCUCGGAUGUUUCAUCCUAACAUUUAUGCUGAUGGGAGUAUAUGCUUAGAUAUCCUGCAGAAUCAGUGGAGCCCAAUAUAUGAUGUAGCUGCCAUACUUACAUCCAUCCAGUCAUUGCUGUGUGAUCCAAACCCGAAUUCGCCUGCUAACUCGGAAGCUGCCCGCAUGUUCAGUGAGAACAAGCGAGAGUACAACCGCAAGGUGCGGGAGGUUGUGGAGCAGAGCUGGACGGCAGACUGAUGCAUUGCAAUAUUGCAUCUCGCAGCUCACCGUGUCCGUCCGUUACAUACCAAAAUGCUUGUGCUUGUAACUAAAAAACAGCCGAAUUCAGCUGUGACUGCUGUUCUCCUGUAUGAGCUUUGCCGUGCGUCUCUCUAAUCUUGGCUGGACCGGUGGAGAUUGCUCCGUCCCAGACUUUUACCCUGUGCUGGAUCUGGAAUACAAACUCAAUUAAUGUAGCAUUAUGCCAACAUUUUAUAUGAA